AUGGGAAUCGCGAUGGGUAUCGCCGGCUCGGACGUAUCGAAGCAAGCAGCCGACAUGAUCCUGCUGGAUGACAAUUUCGCCUCCAUCGUGACCGGAGUGGAAGAAGGUCGAUUGAUCUUCGACAACAUAAAGAAAACGGUCGCAUACACCCUCACGAAAAACAUGACGGAGCUCGCGCCGGUCGCGCUCUUCAUCAUCGCCGCCAUCCCGCUGCCUCUCGGGACCAUCACGAUCCUCUGCAUCGACAUCGGGACCGAUAUUGUGAUCGUCCGUAGUCAUUCGAGAGCAAUACGUAAUUCUGACUGCAUCAGUAGCCUUGGUAUUGCCUGGAAAUGUCUUGAGUUCGAAAUUGAGUGUCGCCCGAUCCAGCUUCCAGCGGUCGCCCUCGCCUAUGAGAAGGCCGAGUCGGACAUCAUGAAGCGCCAGCCCAGGAAUCCCUUCACGGAGAGAUUGGUGACUCCUUGCCUCGUGUGCAUGUCGUACUUCCACAUCGGAGCGAUGCAAAUAGCAGGGGGAUAUCUCGCAUACUUCACGAUCCUGGCGCAGAGCGGAUUCAGGCCUCUCAGUCUGUUCGGGCUCCGCUCUCAUUGGGACUCCAAGGCGAUCAACGAUCUGGAGGAUUCGUACGGCCAAGAAUGGACGUAUACUGACCGCAAGAACUUGGAAUUUGCAUGUUAUGCCGGCUUCUUCCUUGCCAUCGUGAUCGUGCAAUGGGCCAAUCUCAUCAUCUUGAAGACUCGGCGCAAUUCGGUGUUCCAGCAGGGAAUGACGUGA
Molecule: messenger RNA, 774 nt
Organism: Darwinula stevensoni
Lineage: Eukaryota; Metazoa; Arthropoda; Ostracoda; Podocopida; Darwinulidae
Source: the annotation of a GenBank genome assembly